GAAGCCAAGCAUGGGUCGCCAAAAGAUUGAGAUCAAGAGGAUCAACUGUGAGGCCUCUAGACAGGUCACUUUCUCCAAACGACGUGUGGGUUUGUUUAAAAAGGCAAGCGAACUCUGCACCCUCUGUGGUGCCCAGACGGCCAUCCUUGUCUUCUCUCCCGCAGGGAAGGUCUUUUCUUUCGGCCACCCUGGUGUGGAGUCUAUCAUAGAGAGGUACCUCACCGCAAACGAUCUUGCACCAGAAGCAGGUGAGGCUGCGCUGCCUCUUGUUGAUGCUCACAGUAGUGCUCGUGUCCGUGAGCUGAAUAGGCACUACACUGAGGUGCUCAACCAGUUAGAAACGGAAAAGAAGCGAGCCGAGGCACUCCAGCAAUCGGCUGUGGAAGCAGCAAGGCAAGGCAGGCCCUGGUGGGAAGCACCCAUUGAAGAGAUGGCUAUGCCUGAACUCCAGCAGUUGGAGAUGUCCAUGGAUGACCUGAAGAAGAAUAUGGUGAAGCGAGCUGAGGAGCUAAUGGCCACUGCUGCUGUUACUUCCCCCUUCCUGUCCAUCAACUCAAUGGGAUUGAUGGAUCGUAAUUUUGCAGUGGCUAGACCAACAAACCCUAAUCCAAAUAAUGCUUCUUCGUCAAUCAUUCCUUAUGGAAAUGGUUAUGGUUUAAACUUCGGACGUGGGCUGUUCUGAACUCUUCUCUCUCUGGAUCUUUGUGUAUGCUUUUACUUUCGGACGUGCAUGGGCUUCUCUGAAUUAUCCUUCUGUCUCUAGAUCAGUGUUUUUUUUCAUUUUUAUAUGGGGAAGUGUUUCCUGUGUUUUGCUUCUCCCUCCAGAUCUUUUUUCUUUGUUUUUUUUUUUCUUAAUAAUGGGGAAGUGUUUCUAUUGUUUAACUUCUCCCUCUAGAUCAUUGUGCGUUUUCGAAAAAUGGUUGAUAUAUGAAAGAGAGCAUACACAUAUGAAUAAUAUCGUAUAUUUGCAUGGUUUCUUAA
Molecule: messenger RNA, 981 nt
Organism: Macadamia integrifolia
Lineage: Eukaryota; Viridiplantae; Streptophyta; Magnoliopsida; Proteales; Proteaceae
Product: agamous-like MADS-box protein AGL61
Exons: 1
Coding region: 11-682 (223 amino acids)
Biological process (GO): positive regulation of transcription by RNA polymerase II
Molecular function (GO): protein dimerization activity; DNA-binding transcription factor activity, RNA polymerase II-specific; RNA polymerase II cis-regulatory region sequence-specific DNA binding
Source: RefSeq, a predicted model, not a curated record